This is a messenger RNA of Erinaceus europaeus (western European hedgehog), 3271 nucleotides long. RefSeq names its product transglutaminase 2 (gene TGM2). The transcript is spliced from 13 exons. Bases 149 to 2212 code for a protein of 687 amino acids. Gene Ontology annotation, molecular function: protein-glutamine gamma-glutamyltransferase activity. The record is from RefSeq and is a predicted model, not a curated record. Gene Ontology annotation, biological process: peptide cross-linking. NCBI's taxonomy places the organism in Eukaryota, Metazoa, Chordata, Mammalia, Eulipotyphla, Erinaceidae.
GUCGCUGCCUUCCCACAGCCCCACCCCGGCCCGCCUCGCCAGCGGCUAUAAAUUCCCUGCUAUCCCAACCCCGUCUUGGCUGCACACAGGGGUCUCCUUGGAGGGUCCUACCACCAGUUGGACGAGGCACUGCACCCCCUACAAGACCAUGGCUGAGGAGCUGGUUCUGGAGAAGUGUGACUUGGAGCUGGAAGCUAACGGCCGUGACCACCACACGGCAGACCUGUGCCGAGACAGGCUGGUGUUGCGGAGGGGCCAGGCCUUCCGGCUGACGCUGCACUUCGAGACCCGGGGCUACGAGGCCAGCAUGGACAGCCUCACCUUCACUGCGGCCACCGGCCCGAAUCCCAGCACGGAGACCGGGACAAAAGCUCGAUUCUCACUGUCCAGUGCCGAGGAGGAAGGCGCCUGGGCAGCCGCUGUGCUGGACCAGCAGGACACAACACUUUUCUUAAAGCUCAGCACCCCGGCCAAUGCUCCCAUUGGCCUGUACCACCUCAGCCUUGAGACCUCCACUGGCUACCAGGGCUCCAGCUUCAUGCUGGGCAACUUCACUCUGCUCUUCAAUGCCUGGUGCCCAGCGGAUGCCGUAUACCUGGACUCAGAGGAGGAGCGGCAGGAGUAUGUGCUGACACAGCAGGGCUUUAUCUACCAGGGCUCCGCCAAGUUUAUCAAGAACAUCCCUUGGAACUAUGGUCAGUUUGAAGAUGGAAUCCUGGACAUCUGCCUGACACUCCUGGAUGUCAACCCUAAGUUCCUGAAGGACUCUGGCAGGGAUUGCUCCCGCCGUGCCAGCCCUGUCUAUGUUGCCCGGGUGGUGAGCGUUAUGGUCAACUGCAAUGAUGACAAGGGCGUGCUGCUGGGACGUUGGGACAACGACUACGGGGAUGGCGUCAGUCCCAUGUUCUGGAUCGGCAGUGUGGACAUCCUGCGGCGCUGGAAGAACUUCAGCUGCCAGCAUGUCAAGUACGGCCAGUGCUGGGUCUUCGCCGCUGUGGCCUGCACAGUGCUCAGGUGUCUCGGCAUCCCCACCCGAGUGGUGACCAACUACAACUCGGCCCACGACCAGAACAGCAACCUGCUGAUUGAGUACUUCCGCAAUGAGUUUGGGGAACUGCAGAGUGGCAAGAGUGAGAUGAUCUGGAACUUCCACUGCUGGGUGGAAUCAUGGAUGAGCAGGCCAGAUCUGCAGCCCGGGUACGAGGGGUGGCAGGCUCUUGACCCUACACCCCAGGAGAAGAGCGAAGGAACUUACUGCUGUGGCCCAGUUCCCGUUUGUGCCAUCAAAGAGGGUGACCUGACCCCCAAGUAUGACGCCCCCUUUGUCUUCGCUGAGGUCAACGCUGAUGUGGUGGACUGGAUCCGGCAGGACGACGGGUCGCUUCAUAAAUCCAUCAACCGCUACCUAGUUGUGGGGCUGAACAUCAGCACGAAGGCUGUGGGCUCUGACAACAGGGAGGACAUCACCCACAACUACAAGUACCCGGAGGGGUCCGAAGAGGAGAGGGCAGCCUUCGAGAGGGCCAACCACCUGAACAAGCUCACGGAGAAAGAGAAGACGGAGCUGGCCAUGAGGAUCCGUGUGUCUGAGAGCAUGAGCAUGGGCAGUGACUUUGAGGUUUUUGCCCACAUCACCAACGACACAGCCGAGGCCCGCAGCUGCCGCCUGCUGCUCUGCGCCCGCACGGUCAGCUACAACGGGGUGUUGGGCCCUGAGUGUGGCACCAAGCAGCUCCUUGACCUGCCCCUGGAGCCCUACUCAAAGCAGAGCAUCCCCCUUCAUAUCCUCUAUGAGAAGUACGGAGACUGUUUGACAGAGUCGAACCUCAUCAAGGUGCGGGGCCUCCUGCUCGAGCCAGCCACCAACAACUACCUGCUGGCAGAGAGGGACAUCUAUCUGGAGAACCCAGAAAUCAAGAUCCGGAUCCUGGGAGAACCCAAGCAGAACCGCAAGCUGGUGGCUGAGGUGUCUCUGCAGAACCCACUGGCCACGGCGCUGUCCGGCUGCAUCUUCACUGUGGAGGGGGCUGGCCUGAUGGACGAGCAGAAGGCUGUGGCCAUCCCAGACCCCGUGGAGGCAGGCGAGGAGGUGAAGGUCAAGGUGAACCUGCUCCCCAGCCAGGUGGGCCGCCACAAGUUGGUGGUCAACUUUGAGAGCGACAAGCUGAAGUCUGUAAAGGGCUUCCGGAACGUGAUCGUCGGCCCUCCUUAAGGGUCCCUCUGUGCCCCGCCCCGCCCUGGCCAGCAACCUCAAUCUUUCUCCCAAACUCACCAGCGAAAUCUGCCCCUUCUUGGGCCCCAAAUCCCCAGGGCAAGGGUGGGCUGCCUAUGAGGGCUUUUUGGAAUAGAAUGUUAAUCCUGCCCAUCUUGUCCCCCUGAACCUGAUGCCUCAUCCUGCUUCCCUGUAAGGACUGUUCUGUGCCUCCAGAGUAAGAACUCUCACCUCCCUUUCCAGCCCACAUGCCACCGAAUCAGAAAUUGGUGCAACUGUGCACGUUGGUCGAAUCAAGGAAUUCUACUCCUAGGGUGUGUCCUCCGCCCCGUCCCUGGGUCCAGCAGUGGGGUUGUGGGGAUUUGCAAGGCUAAGAGAGGACAAGGUGUGGAGACCAGUUAGGACCUUCUGACUCUAUUGAUGAGAGAAUGUCAGAGGGGUCAUCUGGGACCUGAUCAGCAAAGACCCAGUUGUCAGUAGCUGAGGAGAGAGGGGACUGGAGCUCUGCACUGGAGAUCCCUGCCUAUCACAGCCAGCCCUGCUCCCAGGGUGUUUCUGAGCUUCCCACUGUGCCCAAAACCAUCCUGCCCACCACAAUGAGGUUCCCCAAAGCCUCAGCUGCCCGAGAUGGCCACUCACCAGUAAGCUAGGCACCUCAGCCACCCAUCCUGGCAGAGCACUUGGCCCUGAGCAAGCCCAUGAAUUUAUCACCUCUGAUGUCUCUCUCUCUCUCUCUCUCUCUUUAUCUCUCUGACUGGACUCCCCUCAGGCUGACAGAGGGAAUGGGAGGGAAUUAUCUGUCCUGGGUGAGGUCACAGCAUCCAGAGUGCCCAGGACCCCAGAGAGGGCUCAGGGGACAGCCAUGCUGGUGCACUUAAGACUUUCUGCUUUGCACAGAAAAAAAUCAUAAAAUGAGCCACAUGUCUAUGUUCUCUAUAAGCACAACAUCAUUUCUCUAUGGUUCUAUAAAGGCUUUUUGAUUGCAGGCAGUAGGUAUGCUUUUGAGCCACAAGGAGCAAGCACAGAAAUAAAAGAGUUUAUUUUUCACAUGCAGACAAA